Hypomesus transpacificus is the source of this 2338-nucleotide messenger RNA. It is a transcript of the gene septin10, whose product is annotated as septin 10. Gene Ontology annotation, cellular component: cell division site; septin ring; septin complex. Lineage: Eukaryota; Metazoa; Chordata; Actinopteri; Osmeriformes; Osmeridae. Gene Ontology annotation, biological process: cytoskeleton-dependent cytokinesis. Gene Ontology annotation, molecular function: GTP binding; GTPase activity; molecular adaptor activity. The transcript is spliced from 10 exons. The record is from RefSeq and is a predicted model, not a curated record. Bases 97 to 1380 code for a protein of 427 amino acids.
UCUGUAAUGCAGGAAUCUGACUGCCAUCAAGUCAACUCAACUGUACUGCCGCAAUUUCUGAUAAACUCAUUAAGAGUUGACGUUUAUCAUUGAAUUAUGGCUUCCUCUGAUGUUGCACGACAGCUGGACACGGGUGCACGCCCCCUCAAUCUGUCAGGCCAUGUCGGCUUUGACAGCCUGCCAGACCAACUGGUCAACAAGUCCACCUGCCAAGGCUUCUGCUUCAACAUCCUCUGCAUUGGUGAGACGGGCAUCGGCAAGUCGACGCUGAUGGACACUCUGUUCAACACCAACUUUGAGAACUUUGAGUCGUCCCACUUUGAGCCCCAGGUGAAGCUGCGGGCUCAGACGUACGACCUGCAGGAGAGCAACGUCCGGCUGCGGCUCACCGUGGUCAACACCGUGGGCUUCGGUGACCAGAUGAACAAACAGGAGAGUUACCAGCCUGUGGUGGACUACAUCGACCGGCAGUUUGAGACGUACCUGCAGGAGGAGCUGAAGAUCAAGCGUUCUCUGCAUAACUACCAUGACUCGCGUGUCCACGCCUGUCUCUACUUCAUCUCCCCAUCAGGCCACUCCCUCAAGUCCCUGGAUCUGGUGACCAUGAAGAAGCUUGACAGCAAGGUGAACAUCAUCCCGGUGAUAGCCAAGGCAGACACCAUCAGCAAGAGCGAGCUCCACAAGUUCAAGAUCAAGAUCAUGAGCGAGCUGGUCAGCAACGGCGUCCAGAUCUACCAGUUCCCCCUCGACGACGAGACCGUCGCUAAGGUCAACACCACCAUGAACGGUCAUUUGCCGUUUGCUGUGGUGGGGAGCACAGAGGAGGUGUCCGUGGGGAACAAGAUGGUCAAGGCUCGGCAGUAUCCAUGGGGCGUUGUGCAAGUGGAGAACGAGAGCCACUGUGACUUUGUGAAGCUGAGGGAGAUGCUGAUCUGUGUGAACAUGGAGGACCUGAGGGAGCAGACACACACGCGCCACUACGAGCUCUACCGCCGCUGCAAGCUGGAGGAGAUGGGCUUUAAGGACACCGGCCCCGAGUGCAAACCCGUCAGUCUCCAGCAGACAUAUGAGGCCAAGCGCCAGGAGUUCCUGGGGGAUCUCCAGAGAAGAGAGGAGGAGAUGAGGCAGAUGUUUGUGCUGCGAGUCAAAGAGAAAGAGGCCGAGCUCAAAGACGCCGAGCGAGAGCUCCAGGGCAGGUUUGAGCAGCUGAAGCGAUUGCACGCGGAGGAGAAGGGCGUGUUGGAGGAGAAAAGGCGCUCCCUGGAGGAGGACCUGAGCUCCUUCAGCAAGAGGCGCGCCGCAGCCCAGCUGCUGCAGGCUCAGAGCCUCAACACCAACGGCAAGAAGGACAAGGACCGCAAAAACUCUGGGUUCAUGUGAGCGCCUCUCGUGUGCCGUCCAGCGAGACGAAGCUACAUCCAACAACCAAUGGCAUUCGACCCUUUCCCCCUCCUCUGACCUAAUUGGCCAGUUCCCUACACUAAUCAGGAAGAUGCCCAAUGCCAAGAAACAGACACUUGACCAAAGUUUUGUUUGCUUUAUGGUGUCUAAUUCUUCUAAUUCCCUCUUCCUGUGGAGUUUAUACCUCUCCUCAGUGUUAUUUUAUAUAUUUAUCUCACCAUUAUUUUGUAUAUUUACCUGUGUCGUUUGAUAUGUAUGCCUCCAUGUAUUCCUCUGCCACUAAAAGACACCAGCAACCAUGUCUUAGUUUGACCUUCUCACACUCCUCUCCCCCUCUUACAUCUCACACUAGUAUUUUUCAUACAACCAGCACUAGUAAGAAAUAAGCCAUAAACCAUGUCUAGAUCUCUAACCCACAGCCCUUGGUUAUACCAGAAUGAUCUGGAAGGAUGAGAGCUAUAUAGUAGCACCCUGUCUGGACGUCCUAGACCGGGGGGACGACGGGGGGACGACAUACUUCAAUGUAUUUGCUAUGUUGUUUACAUCUCUCCUGUCUUCUCAGAUCUACUGAGUUCCCCUUGUCUGGAAGGGUGUUUGUGUAUGUUUGGAAUGUGUAUAGUCGCUGUCCUUGUCUCCGUGUAUUCAUGGUGGCCAUUGAGAUCAGAAGACAUUGAUUUAGCUUCCAAGUAUACAGACGUCCUCUGUGGGGAAUCCAAAUGCGGUCCGGAACGCUCGCGUUCUAAGUGUAUGCUGUAUGUGCCUUAUGUGUGAUGUUAACUUGGUGCUCACCACGGACCCCGUUACACUACCAGUUUACACCCUGCGAAACACGUGCUCGAUCAUGGGGCUUUUUGUACUCUCACAACAAUGUAUUUACACAAACAGUGUUAUUUGUAAAACAACUUUUUAAUACCUUGAAUUAAAACAUUCUUCUUUC